CCACCUUUAUCGUCCAGCGCCGGUAUUACUGUCGUGGUCAACGGAAACUGCGGUCCACAGGCGGCGACGACGACACCGACUCCGGCUCCCUUUACGGCUCCGCCCACGCCUUUCACUUCGCCUCCGCUGUUUUUAACCACAGCCCCCAGUAUACCCACACCUCCAUUCUUCCAGCAGCAAGUGUUUUCCGGAACAGUGCCAUGUCUUACUUCCGCAGGAUCCACUAUUGGAACAUUCCCAGCGACGUAUUCAGCCGGCCAACAGUUCCUCACAUAUUCGCUGGCUGGAACAAACGAAUUCAUUGUGAAUAAUAACGGAGCCAUCACAAACGCGGUGGUACUUCCCUCUGGAGCUACUAGGACAUUCACGUUAGUGGCAUCAGACCCUCGUUACCCUUCUGCAACGGCCAGCGCACAAAUUAUCAUCAACGUCGGGAUUUGCCCUCAGACGCCACCAACAACCUCUGCACCGAUUCCGCGUCCAGCUUUCCCGCAAAGUCAGUACGUGGCAACGGUGUCCUGCAUUACUUCGCCCGGAUUCGUCAUUGGAACCAUGACUGCUCAAUACUCGCUCCCGCAACAAUUGACAUAUAACCUUGCCGGCACAAACGCUUUCACCAUUGACAAUUCGGGAAGAUUGACAAAUACCGUGCCAUUGGAUGGUGCCGUAGUUCCUUCAUACACAUUUACGGUUAUUGCUUCCGAUUCCAGAAAUACAGCAUCCAGUGCGACGGCUGUCGUUGUGAUAAAUGUCCAGCCUUGUAUAGCAUCUACGACCCCAACAACGACUGCCAUUACUACACCCCCUGUAGCACCGCCUAGUUUCCAGUUAGCACAGUAUUUCGCCAAUAUUUCCUGUUUAACAACGCCGGGAUUUCUGAUUGGCACAAUUACGGCACAAUACAGUCGACCGCUUACGUAUUCUUUGGUGAAUACCAACGCAUUCACUGUGGACAAUUUUGGCCAAGUGACCAACACAGGACCAGUAAAUGGAGCUGUUGUCCCUACCUACUUCUUCUCCAUUGUGGCACGAGACACAGCAAAUCCGGCGAUCAGCGCCACCGCGCAAGUAGUAAUUUCCGUAGGGUCCUGUGUUGCGCCCGUUGCCACAACUCAGCCAACACUGCCUCCAACUGUCCCGACUGCCCCCACACCGCCUCCUUUUGUUUUCACGACACCACCGUUUAUCUUUACCACUCCCCCUUUUGUCUUUCCUACGCCGGGUCCUACAACAUCUGCUCCAUUUCUUCCUACUCCUCCCCGUUUCUCACAACAGCAAUACGUUUUUAACAUUGCCUGUCAGAACAAUCCUGGUUUUCCUGUUGGCGCUGUAUCGGUGCAAUAUCAGCAGCCGCAACAACUUACGUUGACUUUGACUAAUACCAAUGAUUUCCGUAUCGACAAUUCUGGCCAAAUUACAGCAAAUGUUCCAAUGAACGGCGCUCAAAGACCGGUGCACAAUUUUAAUGCUGUUGCUCAAGAUUCGUUCAACCCGUCCCUUUCCGCCACCGCCCAGAUCGUGGUAAAUGUCGCUGCCUGCUCCUUCACAACACAACCCACCUUCCCGCCAACAUUGCCACCAACUACACCGGCUCCGCUCCCUCCACAGUUUCCACAGGGACAAUAUGUGUUCAACGUGCAGUGUCUGAGCAACAUAGGAAGCCCAAUCGGCACGACCAUAGCUCAGUAUUCACAACCUCAGCAGCUUGUCUACAAUCUGAUUAAUACAAACUCGUUCGCAAUAAAUAACGGCGGCCAGAUAUCCAACACCGUAUUGUUGAACGGAGCUAUUCAGCCGUCGAAUACGUUUACGGUGGUUGCUGCUGAUUCAAGAAAUCCGGUUUUAAGUGGAACUGCACAAAUCAUUGUCAAUGUGGCUGCUUGCAUUACACCCGGUACACCCGCUCCCGUGACCUUCCCGCCGACACUCCCUCCAACGCAACCUCCGCGUCCAGUUUUCCCGCAAGCCCAGUACACCGCUAAUGUUUCUUGUUUGACGUCUGUUGGGUUUUUGGUUGGGACGAUAACGGCCCAGUAUCCACAGCAGUUGGUAUACACACUGCAGAAUACGAACACUUUUAAUGUGGAUAAUUUUGGACAAAUUCGGAAUGUGAUUCCACUUAACGGAGCCCAGCUUCCUUCGUCCACAUUUUUUAUAGUUGCCGCUGAUCCUUCGAAUCCGUCGAACAGCGCUUCGGCCCAGAUAACCGUUUUUGUCGGCGUGUGUCCCACACCACCCCCAACGACUUCUGUCGCUGUAUUUACACCUCCUGUUACGUUCCCCACUCCGCCACCGGUUUUCACAUUCCCAACGCCACCAACCACACCGCGACCCACCCCUCCGCAGUUCUCGCAGUCACAGUAUACGGCUUCUGUGGCCUGCCAAAGUCAGCCUGGUUUUCCCAUAGGCACCGUGACGGCACAGUACUCCCAGCCUAACCAGCUCAGUUACACGUUAUCCGGAACAAACUCCUUCUCGGUAAACAACGCGGGCCAAAUCACGAACACAGUUCCGCUGGAUGGAGCAUUCAUUCCGACACAUACGUUUACCAUAACAGCCAUCGACGCAAGGAAUCCAUUGUUAAGUGCAUCAGCGCAAAUCCUGGUCACUGUUGCUGCGUGCACUACAACGACGUCCGAUUCCCAUAGUGACUACGCCCCAACCGCGCCCUCCUGUAUUCUCGCAAAAUGUGUACUUCGUGACUGCGGCGUGUUUGAGCAAUCCUGGCAGUACUGUCGGAAGUGUGCAGGCAACAGACCCGUCCGGAGCGCCGGUAGUUUAUCGGCUAACUGGAACCCCAUCAGAAUUCGAUGUCGACAUUUCGAGAGGAAAUAUUGUCGUUACCCGUCAACCAACAAGCUCAGGAUUCCGCACGAUAAUCGUAGUGGCGACAGGAGUGAAUCCAUCUCUGACUGCCUCGGCCACAGUCCAGAUCGUCAUCAACGAACCUUGUACAUCGCCCACUCCGGCUCCCUUCACCAACCCGAUAACCUUUGCAACCACACCAACGCCGAUUAUCACCACAACACUACCGGUUACUCUUCCUCCUCCGCCGCGUUUCACACAGGGACUGUACUUCUUCACGUACGGAUGCGCUUCCAGUAGUAAUCAACCAGUCGGUUCCGUCCAGGCUACAGGAAAUCAGAUUACAUACUCCUUGCAAGGCACCAAUGCCUUUACUAUCUCCAACACGGGAGAAAUCCGUGCGGUGUCGCCUCCACAAGGAUCGCAGACGGUGACCUUCCAGGUAGUGGCCA
This is a messenger RNA of Paramacrobiotus metropolitanus, 3257 nucleotides long. Its product is annotated as mucin-2-like. Gene Ontology annotation, cellular component: catenin complex; adherens junction; membrane. Gene Ontology annotation, biological process: homophilic cell-cell adhesion; multicellular organism development; cell-cell junction assembly. The coding region runs from base 553 to 3105 and encodes 850 amino acids. Gene Ontology annotation, molecular function: cadherin binding; calcium ion binding. NCBI's taxonomy places the organism in Eukaryota, Metazoa, Tardigrada, Eutardigrada, Parachela, Macrobiotidae. The transcript is spliced from 27 exons. The record is from RefSeq and is a predicted model, not a curated record.